Didymella exigua CBS 183.55 is the source of this 1247-nucleotide messenger RNA. RefSeq lists its product as uncharacterized. Bases 296 to 1084 code for a protein of 262 amino acids. The record is from RefSeq and is a predicted model, not a curated record. The transcript has 2 exons. NCBI's taxonomy places the organism in Eukaryota, Fungi, Ascomycota, Dothideomycetes, Pleosporales, Didymellaceae.
AUAGUGAGACCCGGAAACGAAAUGCUAACAAUUAUUUCAAAAAAAAAAGGAACAGGCGUUCGUGUGGAAGGAAUGGUCGAUAGUUCCAAAGUUGAGGCAGCUCGGCACGGGCUCAAAAGCUGCUAAGCUCCAGAUCAGACAUCACCGCGUUGCAUCCACCUGUUCAGGGCGCAUUCCUCAACAACACCACCCACCACUCGCACACUCACGUCCCCACGCUUACUAUCCUCCGCACUGCAUCGCAUAAGCUCAGACGAUCACUGCACCUUUAAUAGCAGCUUGACCGGCCACAAAUAUGCCUCAACAAGCAGCGAGAGCUUUCUCGCAGAAAGAUCUUCCACCUUCCGUCGAGGCGGCCUACUAUCGUAAAUGCAUCGAACUGCGUCGGCGCAUCAAUGACAUCGAAGAGAAUAACGAUGGCACAAGACAACGCAUUCAGCGCCUGAACCGCGGCGUUCAGAAGAUGCGUCUUGAGCGCGCCUUCCUCCUUGAUCAGCUACAAAAGCAUCAAGAAUACAGCAUGGACGACUCGGACCGCAGCUCCAGCCCACCACCAACACCCACAGACAAGCCUCUCCGCAGCAAGCGCAGUCACAGGAAAGGCUCACCAGCAGCCGCCGGCGCCGAUGUCACUCCAGCAGCAGCGCGCAACGGCCCUUCACAUGCAGCCUCACCUGGCGAACACGGCAUCCACCUCGCCAUCUCCCACACACACGCCAUCAACCCCAUGUCGAGCGCUCAAAGCACGCCCGAUCCCUCCCGACACACAAACCCCUUCUUCAGCUCCGUCGGCGCUUCCGCAUCACCCCACUCUUCCCACGCCGUGAACGGGAAUCAGAAUGCCCUGCCGCCGCUGCACUCACUGCCGGGCAUGCAGCCGCAGAUCCAGCAAACGCCCACGCCGCGCGCAUACUUUGAUCCAGCGUACGAUGCGGAGCGCCGCACGCCUGUACCUGCGGAGAGUGAGGGAGGGAGAGCUCGCGCCUACUCUGGCGCCCAGCCGCCGCAGCAUGGCGAGGCCCCGCAGAAUGGGGACAUGGAGAUGCGAGACGUCGGGUAUGUGGCCGUGGCUCCUAACCAGUAGGAAUGGAGGGCGCCGCUGGGAGCCCCAUAUCGGGGAUUGAUGCUGUAUAGGGUGCCCAUAGGUCAAGGGCUACCUCCGGAGGCAUUCAUAGAUGGUAGUGGAUCAUCAACAUAGCAGGCGUGGCACGAAUUACAAGGCAUCAAUCUCUUGUAUGAGAUGUGCG